AGUCUCCAUCUGGGGAAGCAAAGUGCAGCUGACAUGCCCUGAGAACUCUGAAUCUGAGGAAAUCACAUGGGAGAUAGAAAAGAAGGACACGAAAACGAAUAUGGAGCGUGUGUAUACAUUGGACAAUUUCUUAGAAAUGGAUAACAGUGGUUAUUAUCGCUGCUACAUUAAGGCAUCCAAGGAAAAGAAACAUUAUCUCUACCUGAAAGCAAGAGUGUGUGACAAUUGCCUGGAGGUGGGCCUGACAGAUGUGACCAUCAUCAUGGUGGCUGACCUGUGUGUCACACUGGGCCUGCUGCUGGGUGUAUAUCAAUGGAGCAAGAACAGAAAGGCCAAAGCCAAGCCAGUGACCAGAGCCACAGGCACGGGUGGCCGGCCCAGGGGACAAACCAAGGAGAGGCCCCCACCUGUCCCCAACCCAGACUACGAGCCCAUCCGGAAAGGCCAGCAGGAGCUGUACUCGGGACUGAGCCACAGAGGUGUCUGAUAGCUCUGGAGACACAUACCCCCAGCCCAAAGGGCUUUCCUGGAUCCUUCUACUUCUGCGCCCUGCUCAGACAGGAACCGCGAAACAGGCCUUCUGUCCAUGAGGAAUCAUCCUCUCUGUUGCCCUGUUGCCUCUCUGUCCCCAAGUGCCUCCUUGGAACUGGCACACAGCUCUGGACUGAGGUGCCUCCCUGUGCUCUGAGGCCUGGCCCCUCACACCUGCACACUAUAGUCACUGUUAUCAUUGUCGGGCUACUUGCUUUGAUGUUCCCACUCUCCUUCCACAAGUCUCUCCAGAUCCCAGGGGCUCCACUACAAAGCCCCAGUCACCUUCAGCUAGGCCGCUGGCAGCGAGAAAUAAAGAAAUAAAGAACUUUUUGCCAAAGGA
Suncus etruscus (white-toothed pygmy shrew) is the source of this 874-nucleotide messenger RNA. Its product is annotated as T-cell surface glycoprotein CD3 epsilon chain. Lineage: Eukaryota; Metazoa; Chordata; Mammalia; Eulipotyphla; Soricidae. The coding region runs from base 101 to 487 and encodes 128 amino acids. Gene Ontology annotation, molecular function: transmembrane signaling receptor activity. The record is from RefSeq and is a predicted model, not a curated record. The transcript has 4 exons. Gene Ontology annotation, biological process: cell surface receptor signaling pathway; positive thymic T cell selection. Gene Ontology annotation, cellular component: alpha-beta T cell receptor complex; external side of plasma membrane; membrane.